AUGGCUCCUCCAAGUGUUCUGAUGGUGGGAACGGGAGAAUACACCACUGGUUUCGUGGACGGGCACGCAUCCGGUUCUGACAAGAAAGUUGGUGUUGUGGGCCUGACCCUUUUCGAUCUGCGUAGGAGAGGUAAAGUUGCAGACGACCAAGUGGACCCAGAGGCCUACAAAACCGCCAUCGAUGCUCUACCCCAGGGUUCCGCAAUCACAAUCUUCACCCCCGACACCACCCACUAUCCCAUCGCCUUGUACGCCAUCCAGCGCAAGAUCCACGUCUUGAUCACCAAGCCCGCUACAAAGCUGUUGAAAGACCAUCUCCACCUCCUCGACGAAUCGCGCAAGCACGGCGUCUUCGUCUUUGUCGAGCACCACAAACGCUUCGAUCCAGCUUACUCCGAUGCACGCGCCAAGGCACGCACCCUGGGCGAUUUCAACUACUUUUACAGCUACAUGAGCCAGCCGAAAAGUCAGCUCGAGACGUUCAAGACCUGGGCGGGCCGCGAUAGCGAUAUCUCCUAUUAUCUGAAUUCGCAUCAUGUGGAUAUCUGUGAGAGUAUGGUGCCGGAUUAUGCACCGGUGAAGGUGACCGCAAUGGCAUCGAAGGGUGUCGCGGUGGAGCUGGGUUGUGUGCCGGAGACGGAGGAUACGAUUACCUUAUUAGUGGAGUGGAGGAAGAAGGGCGAGCCGAGCAAGAUUGCUACGGGGGUUUAUACUGCCAGUUGGACGGCGCCACAAAAGGCUGGGGUUCAUUCGAAUCAGUAUUUCCAUUGGAUGGGCUCGAAAGGCGAAAUCCGAAUCGACCAAGCCAAGCGUGGCUAUGAUGUGACAGAUGAUAGCCAAGCUAACGUCGCCUGGAUAAACCCGUUUUACAUGCGCUAUGCCCCUGAUGAAAAAGGUAACUUCGGCGGUCAGACAGGCUACGGCUAUAUCAGCUUUGAGAAGUUUGUUGAUGCCGUAAGCGCCUUGAACGACGGACGCGUGACGCUCGAAGAGCUGGAUAAGCGUGGAUUACCAACCAUUAAGAAUACGAUCGUCACCACUGCAAUUUUGGAGGCAGGGAGAGUCUCGCUAGAUGAGAAGAGGGCGGUUGAGAUCGAAAGAUUGGGGGAAUCUUGGCGAUUGAAAUAA
Messenger RNA from Histoplasma mississippiense, 1128 nucleotides. RefSeq lists its product as hypothetical. Gene Ontology annotation, molecular function: oxidoreductase activity; nucleotide binding. The coding region runs from base 1 to 1128 and encodes 375 amino acids. The record is from RefSeq and is a predicted model, not a curated record. Lineage: Eukaryota; Fungi; Ascomycota; Eurotiomycetes; Onygenales; Ajellomycetaceae. Gene Ontology annotation, cellular component: cytoplasm. Gene Ontology annotation, biological process: NADPH regeneration. The transcript is spliced from 5 exons.